Messenger RNA from Rotaria socialis, 1611 nucleotides. The record is from the annotation of a GenBank genome assembly. NCBI's taxonomy places the organism in Eukaryota, Metazoa, Rotifera, Eurotatoria, Philodinida, Philodinidae.
AUGUUGAUUUUAGCUUCAGUUGGUAGUUGGCUACCUUUUGCCAUUGUUGCUUUGUUCAUUAUUUUCUUCUCGGUUAUAUUUACAUUACGUUAUCAACAAAAACGGCAUCGGGAUUAUGCAGUCACUCUUGUUUGCUCGGUAUCAUUGAUUAUUGCUUUAUUAACGUCAAGUUUAUUGCCGACGGACGUCAUGUUGGUAUCAUUUAUGAAAUAUCCGAAUGGAACAUAUAAAGAAUGGACAGUAAAUCAAACAACUCGAGAUCAUAUUCAAAAAUAUGUCGAAGUCGGAUAUUAUGUUUUGUAUGGGCUUGUCAUUCUUAUGGCUUUUCUGAUCAAUCCAUUUCUUUUUUUCUACUAUGAAGAAAAGCAAGAGGAAGAAGGUCAAACAGCGAAACGAAUACACUCAGCCGCCAAAUGGACAGUAGGCUUUAUCAUUUUUCUUAUUAUUCUAAUCAUACUGGGAGUAUUCGUUCCUCAAUUGGCAACAUUACCAUCCAUUAAUUCAACAAGUGAAUGGGAUAAUGUAAAAUAUCUCAUCGAUCAUUUUGAUGGUUCACGAGUUGAAGAUUCAAUUUCAUUUACAAUCUUCACUUUAAGUCUUAUUGGAUUUUUUCUUUUAACAGUCUACACGGGUUACGGUUCUAUUGCAUGUCCAUUAUCAUUAAUUCGUGGUAAACGAAGUGCACGUUUACAACAAGCAACUAUUGAAGAACAACGUGCUGAACUACAAAAUCAAAUACGAGUAUUAAAACUUCGAUAUCCACGUCAUGUUCCAAUGCCAGCUCGUGAAAAACGAAAAUUAGCUGAACUCGAACAACAAGAUGCAGCUCUGUGUGUUAAUGAAGAAUCAAUAAUAACUGUUCGAGAAAGUUUUUUCUUUAAAUGUCGCUAUAUAUAUCGACCCAUACAAAUGAUUGUUGGACUGCUUUUAUUUUGCUUUGCCAUACUUAUAUUCAUUUCGCUAUUAUUAAGCAAUAUUAAUAAGUUGAUGCAUUUUGUGAGCUUUAAACAAAUAUUUGCACAAGGCAAUCAAACAUUACCAAAUCCUAUUGAUCUUGUUUUGACAUGGACUGGAAAAUAUUAUCCAAUCAGUUACAUUUUUCUAAGUGGUUUAAUGAUUUAUAUUAUUUUCACGUCUCUUUACGGUUUACAACAAAUUGGCAUUUGGUAUUUUUGGAUUCAAAUGUAUCGAUUUUCUCGUGGAAGAACUAAACCACAAGCAAUAUUAAUGUUGUGUUCAUUAUUAAUGUUUAUCGUCGUUGCUAUUAAUGUAUUUGUUUAUCUUCUCAUUCCUCAAUAUGCCAUUUAUGGCGAUCAAUAUUAUUCAUCUACUAGUACCAAUGGAACCAUCGUUGUUAAAUCAUGUACGCAAUUCGUAACAACAGAUGACUGCCAAAUGACAGUAAUGGGUCGUAUUAUACUUCGAUUUUUCUAUAAGGUUUGGUUUUUUGGAGCUAUCUACUUUUGUCUCAGCUGGGUAUAUCUUGUUAUGUUUGUGGUUAGUUUCUUUUGGAAAUUAGUUCGCAAUCGUGAAUCAAACAUUCAAGAAUAUACAGUUGAAGCUCUAUUAGAAGCCGGUGGUGAAGAUGAAGAUGAUCCUCUAAUUGGAUAA